AACUAGUCAAAUUAUAGUUCAUAAAUAAUUCAAUUUUCUAUUCAUGAUUAAUUUUAACGCGUUGGUUUUUCCUGUUGUCGUGACAGCUACUGGUUGCUCUAGAGGUGAUACGUGAUUCGUGAUAAUUGGUUUCUUGUAGUAUUGGCAUCAUAGCUUCAAUGAUAAGUAUUAUCAGCUGCUUCUAUUUUCAUAAUUCGUGUUCAUUCUCCCAAAGCUUGAAUUUCCGGUUUUCUAAAUUCGUUUCUACCAAACCUUCCAACGCUAUAGUAACCGUUCUCUUCAUACUACCGACGGUAUCUAAACAGUGACUAAGAAUUGGCCAGUUCUCUGGUAACACGAGCUCGUCGUAAGUUGCUCUUUCAUUAUAGAAAAUUUGGACUUUUCGUCAUUAAAGACAGUUGGCUUCAGUUCGUGCCACUCAGUGUCCCUUCAUCAGCUUACUUCAAUACAAAAUUACUCUGGAGCGCAAGUAUUCGGUGAAUACGUUUAAAAAACGUAGAAAAAGAAAACUCAGUAGCUUGUACCCAGACGAAUUAUAUGGUAGAGCGCUUCGAAGAAAGAUGGAUGUGACAAACAAAAGAAAGGAUGAGAUCACACGUCUUAUAGUGCAAGCGCUAAAUGAGUUUGGCUACCGAGCGAGUGCUAGUCUUCUACAAAAAGAAAGUGGCCUCGAAUUAGAGUCUGAGAAUGUUCGGAACUUCCGAGAGGCAAUCAUGUCGGGCAAAUGGGCUGCUGCUCGGGAUUAUUUUGAACGACUCACCGUCCGUGAUGAGUCCAUCAAAAAGAAGGCAUUCUUUCUUAUCGAGAAACAAAAAUGCUUAGAACUCGCAGAACAAGGAAAGCUUUCAGAAGCGUUUAAUGAACUUCAGAAAUUCUCCCGGGCGAUCCCCGAGUUGCCCGUUGACACAAGCUUCUGUGUCAUGUUGCUACACCCGGUGAACGAAAUACGCAAGGAACUCGGUGUUGCGUCUAUGGAAGAUGCCCGUACAUUACUGCUCAAUGAACUCUCGUCAUUCGUUUCAGCAGACAUCCUCAUACCCAAAAACCGACUAGUAACUCUGCUCGAUCAAGCGAAAACUUUUCAAAUUCAAAAACAGCUGUGUCAUAACGUUUUACGCGAUUUUUCCUUUUACACAGAUUACGAAGUCGAUGAUUCACAAAUUCCUCAAAUCACAACCCAUAUUUUUGAAGAGCAUACGGAUGAUGUUUGGCAUAUUAGCUACUCACAUAAUGGUCGCUAUCUCGUUUCAGCCUCUCGCGACAGAACUGCUGUAGUUUACGACGUCACGGCUACAACCGUUCUUCAUCGCCUACUUGGACAUGACAAUGAGGUUGCUUACGCCCAGUGGUCACCCGACGAUGAUUACAUCCUCACUUGUUCCGAUGACAAAAAGGUUAUUCUCUGGAACGCGCACACUGGAGCCAGGGUUCGCGUUUUUCAAAAACACAGUGAGCCAGUAAGCUGUUGCAGAUGGCUUCCUGAUGGACAGUCAUUUGUCACUGGCUCCCUUGACUGUAGUAUUAUCCACUGGGCGUUAGAUGGAACUAUUCUGCACCGAUGGAGAGACUUGAAUAUUUACGACAUGGAUAUAACUCCGGAUGGAAAGCGAUUGUUUGUCGUUGGGGUGAAACAAGGCUUGUCAACAGAAAAACAUCUGAGCGUUUAUCACAUGGAAACAAGACAAUGCUUGAAACGCAUCACCCUCGAAGCAAAAGCCACCUCUGUUUGUGUGUCGAAGGAUUCCAAGUAUGCGUUGACAAACACAGAACCCCAAACGGUAUUGCUGUGGGACUUAGAAGACUACCGUAUCGUCCAGCACUACGAUGGAAGUCAACAAGGAAGAUGCUUGAUUGGUUCCUGUUUUGGCGGCCAAGACGAAACAUUUGUUCUCAGUGGAAGCAAAGACGAGAAAAUUCGAAUCUGGCACAAGGCUACUGGCAAGCUGCUUAAGACACUCUCGGGUCAUGUAAAAUACGUGAACUAUGUAGCCUAUAACCCUAAGAAUCCCUAUCAAUUUGCCUCCGCAAGUGAUGAUAAGACUGUGCGAAUCUGGGAAGCUCCAGAGUACCUUCGAGACAAGGGUCUUUUUGAUGAAGCCAUGGAAGUAGAGCAAUAAGCUUGUUAAUGAACUCAAUUUUUUACGUUUACGAUUCUGUUUGAACUCUUUUUACGCCCUUGUGUUUUUAUGUUUUCUCUUGUUCCAGUUACAAGCUCUGAAAAAUGCUUUCUGCCAAGCCUUCACUGUUUGCGAAAAGUGUCAGUUAAUGUAAUAAUUUUACGUUCAUUAAAAUAUGCUAUUCAUAACGAGACAAUACGAUGUGAGAAGGAAAGACGUCUGACGAAACUGCUUUGCUUAGGUGCUCGUACUUGCGAUUUCGAAUGGGCGUCGGUCCAUGGGACAUUGUCCUUGGGAGCUUUCUGUGGCAAGCCAGUUGGUUAUACAGUGAGAAUGGAAGAUGUGAGUGCAUUUUCCCCAAAUUAAAGGACAGUCAUCACCAGGCGACUUGCACAAGGGACAACAUCCAUCAAAGGGGACGCGACAAAUACCGCAAACAUCGUCUUUUGGAGUCGUCCAAGUCCAAUUAGCUACUGCAUGAUAUCCUACGGUUAUUGUUAGUCGAUGAAAACAUAAAUAAAUGCGCUUUAUAAGCCCAUA
Messenger RNA from Schizosaccharomyces japonicus yFS275, 2657 nucleotides. Its product is annotated as WD repeat protein. The transcript has 4 exons. The record is from RefSeq and is a predicted model, not a curated record. Lineage: Eukaryota; Fungi; Ascomycota; Schizosaccharomycetes; Schizosaccharomycetales; Schizosaccharomycetaceae. Bases 561 to 2117 code for a protein of 518 amino acids.